AAUGAACCAAACCAUGAGCACGAGUAGGAGAAAGGAUACGAAUUGGAGCUGGAAAUCGGCACUAAUCGGGGCGGCAUCAGCGACAGCGGCGGCGGCGAUCAUACUGGGGAAGCCAAGGGAUCCAACCUUCCAUCUGGUCUCCAUCACCCUCAACUCCUUCAAGCUCAACCUCCCCGUCGUCGACGCCGAGCUCAUCCUCACCGUCCACGUCACCAACCCCAACCUCGUCCCCAUCAACUACUCCUCCACUGUCAUGUCAAUCUUCUACGACGGCUCACUGCUGGGCUCCGCCCAGGUCCACGCCGGCUCCCAACCCGCCAAGUCCUGCCAGCUGCUCCGACUUCCUGCAAGGCUUGACGGCCUCGAGCUCGUCUCCCACCACGUCACCCGCUUCCUCUCAGACCUCGCCCGACGGGAAAUGGUCAUGGACGCCACCGUGGAAAUCUCCGGAACUGUCAGGCUGCUCUGGUGGGCCCACGGGUUCAACGUUCAUGUGGAGAGCCACGUCGUCGUUGAUCCCGUCUUCCUUGACGUCAUCGACCAAGAGAACAGGUCGCAGCUCGAUCUUAUUCUUGCCUGAGGGCAGAGCCA
This is a messenger RNA of Telopea speciosissima, 591 nucleotides long. RefSeq lists its product as uncharacterized. Gene Ontology annotation, biological process: response to desiccation. The coding region runs from base 2 to 580 and encodes 192 amino acids. The record is from RefSeq and is a predicted model, not a curated record. Gene Ontology annotation, cellular component: plasma membrane. Lineage: Eukaryota; Viridiplantae; Streptophyta; Magnoliopsida; Proteales; Proteaceae. The transcript has a single exon.